This is a messenger RNA of Paramisgurnus dabryanus, 1897 nucleotides long. RefSeq names its product nicotinate phosphoribosyltransferase (gene naprt). Gene Ontology annotation, cellular component: cytosol. Lineage: Eukaryota; Metazoa; Chordata; Actinopteri; Cypriniformes; Cobitidae. The record is from RefSeq and is a predicted model, not a curated record. Gene Ontology annotation, molecular function: nicotinate phosphoribosyltransferase activity. Gene Ontology annotation, biological process: NAD+ biosynthetic process via the salvage pathway.
GAUCAGGGUCACCGAUCUCGAGUGUGGUGGGACAGAAGAUUUACUACAGGGAAAGUUACCGAAGGAGCAAAAGAAAGUUGCAGAACACCAUUCUGAGAAAAUGGCGACAUGUCAGAAAAACGAAGCACGCGCGGCUCUCAAAAACUCCUUGAUGACCCGGGUACCGCCGUUACUUACGGACUUAUACCAGUUCACCAUGGCGUACGCGUACUGGCGAGCGGGCAGACACCGCGAACCGGCCGUGUUCGAGCUGUUUUUCCGUGACAACCCGUUCGGCGGAGGCUUCUCACUGUUUGCGGGUCUGCACGACUGUUUAAUGUUCCUGGAGAACUUUGCGUUCUCAGAUGAAGAUGUGGAGUAUUUACGCUCUGUGCUCCCAGCAAACACUGAUCCAGAUUUCUUCUUGUAUCUGAAGGAACUGGACUGUUCAUCUGUUUCUGUCUCAGCAGUACCCGAGGGCUCAGUCGUCUUUGCCAGAGUUCCUUUGUUAGAAGUAUCAGGACCGCUGGCUGUAGUUCAACUGUUGGAGACCAGUCUGCUUUGUUUGGUUAAUUAUGCCAGUCUAGUAUGCAGUAACGCCGCUCGGUUUCGUUUAGCUGCAGGUCCCAGGCGUAGAUUAAUGGAGAUGGGUCUUAGGAGAGCUCAGGGUCCAGAUGGAGGCUUGACGGCAUCACGCUACUCAUACAUUGGAGGUUUUGAUUUGACAAGUAAUGCCCUCGCGGGUCGUUUGUUUGGAAUUCCAGUUGCAGGCACCAUAGCGCACUCUUAUGUUACUUCCUUUUCCUCUUUGGAAGAGGUGUGGCCACAGACUCUGGUUCCUGUGGGUGGUGACAGCAGUAUUGAUUUCAUCAGUCUGGUUAAGGGCUGGCUAACCUCCGUGUGUCAACUAUUGGGCUCCAAGACGAAUCUCAUCCGAGAAGGCGAACUAGCGGCGUUCCUGUCGUACGCCAUUGCUUACCCUCACAACUUCCUGCCUGUGAUUGACAGCUACAGCGUCACCUGUAGUGGUUUGCUGUGUUUCUGUGCUGUGGCAUUGGCUCUAUGUGAGCUGAAGUAUCAGCCGCUGGGUGUCAGACUGGACAGUGGAGAUCUCUGCAAGCAGUCACUGGAAGUGCGGCGAGUCUUUAAAGAAUGUAGCAAAAAAUUUUCCGUUCCUCAGUUUGAGUCUCUGGUCAUCGUCGGCUCAAACAGUGUUUCUGAACAGAGUCUCGCUGAACUCAACAAAAAAGAUAAUGAAAUUGAUGUUGUCGGGGUGGGAACUCAUCUUGUCACAUGUACAAGUCAGCCCUCUUUGGGGUGUGUAUAUAAGCUUAUAGAGGUCAGAAAUCAGCCCAGAAUGAAGAUGAGUGAAGAUCCGGAGAAGAGCACACUGCCAGGCAGAAAAUCUGUCUAUAGACUUCUGGAUGCAGAUGGUCAUCCUCAGAUGGAUCUGAUCUGUCUGUCUGAUGAAGCUGCACCGACAGCAGGAGUUUCAUUGAACUGUUAUCCUCUAGUACAGGAUACAGGAUCAGUUCUGUCAAUCACACCUGCUCAAGUUACCAGCUUACGAUUGGACGUCUUCACCUGUGGUCAGAUCACAUAUCCCAUAAGCAGUGCAUCAGAGAGUCGUGAGCAUGCUCAGAUGUCUUUACAAAGGCUGCAUCCCAAUCACAAGAGAUUACAAGGAGCGCACAAUUACACAGUGGCUUUAUCAGAGCGGCUCAACUCCCUGAUCUUUGAUAUCAGAAGAGGAAACAGUAAAGGCAGCAACUUCCUCCUGUCUAACUGAUGGAGAGAAAUGCAGUCAGGAUCUGACUUGAUAAAAGAUUAUUAUAGCUGUGAAUCUUAAAGCUAAUUAAUUCAUUGUUUUAAGAACAAAUUUGUAUUUGUAUGUACAAAUAUAUAUUAUUUUUACUGA